UAAAAGCAUCACAACCACGUUCUUCAAUUUAAUACUAAUUAAGGCCAUGUCGAAUGCUUCGGAGUACCGCUGGAGCCGGCAAGGCUACCGUCGCCUCUCGUCCCAGCAGCUCUCCAUCGACUUGGCUGAGAACGCUGAGACGACGGCGGCAACGACGACAAUGCUGAAGAGGUCGAAGACUACUAGCGACGCAAAGGUGCAUCCGGUGAUGAGGAUCCUGCAUACACCGUCAAAAAAGGAGACGGUGAGGCCAGAGUUCUUGAGGUACUUGGAGUAUAUGAGGGAGGCCGGUUCAUGGGAUCCCAGCUCCGACAGGCCGACCAUUUACUUCAAGUAGAGUCACUCGUGUUCUUAAUUUCGAUGCUUUUCAGCUGGUUGUGAAAAAAAUAUAUGUUUUUGAAUUUAUUUUUAGUGUUGAAUUUCCUUGAUUAAAUUUAAAACCGGCUUUGUUAAAUCUUGAUUAUAGGAGUUUACUUUGUUCAUCAUUAAACGUACCCAUUGGCUUUAAACUGAGUAAAUCACUUAAUUGAUUUUAAUCACCGUGGGAUGCUUGCUUGACAAAAAAUUUAGGGAUCAUGGAUUUUAAAACUUUGUAUACCUUUUGGUUUAAUUUAUCUCAGAAUAAAAAAAACUUAUUUAAGCAUUAAAUUUUUGUCCUCAAGCCUCAUGAAUGGAUUCAUGGCCGUAAAAGUUUUGGUUAAAUAUUAAUGCAGGUUAAAUUAUAUAAGUUUUUAAACUUCAAACGAACAUAACUUUUGACUUGAGACUCGUAAUUAGGGUUUAUCUGUCGUCACACGCACAAAAUUCGAAAAUCUACAUUAAUUAAAGGUGUAACCGUAACCGUCAAUUUUCAUCCCUAAAUUCCAACAUUUAAACCCUUUUUAGGGCAUUUUUAUUAUUUUUGGUAUUUUUUUAGAUAUUUAGGGUAAUUUUUAUAUUUUUGGUAUUUUUUAUAUUUUUGGUAUUUUUAGAGAGUAUUUGUCUUGAUCCUCAUCUUGAUUUGAGUUAAGAUUGUUAAGUUAGUUACUUUCCUUUUCGAUAACAAUCUAUUUACUUUCUUUACAAGAUUGAAAUUAAGAUAUGUUAUUUGUAAUUAUUGUAAUUUAUUUCCUUAUUUGAGUCUUAGGUUAUGGUCUAUAUAAGAGUCAUGUUUAAAUGUUGAGGGAUUAACUGUUGAAUCGAGAUGCGCUAGAGGGGGGGGGGGGUGAAUAGCGCUCGUG
Molecule: messenger RNA, 1220 nt
Organism: Zingiber officinale
Lineage: Eukaryota; Viridiplantae; Streptophyta; Magnoliopsida; Zingiberales; Zingiberaceae
Exons: 1
Coding region: 47-337 (96 amino acids)
Source: RefSeq, a predicted model, not a curated record